This is a messenger RNA of Porites evermanni, 312 nucleotides long. The record is from the annotation of a GenBank genome assembly. Lineage: Eukaryota; Metazoa; Cnidaria; Anthozoa; Scleractinia; Poritidae.
GAAAAACCUCACGAAAACCAACGCAAACUACGAAAGGUUGCAGACAUCGAUAUUCUCAAUCUGGCAGGUGAAAUCACGUGCAAGAAAUGGAAAGUUAUUGGACGAAUCUUGGGUCUUACAGAUCCUCAACUGGAUCAGAUAGAGAUGAACAAGCAAAACGACGUGUACGAGCAAUGUUACGAGAUGCUGAAAACCUGGAGAAACAAUCAGAGUUCUGCUGCAACCUGCGAACAGCUUAAAGAAGCAUUGUGCCAUAAAAUUGUCAUGAAAAAUGAAGUAGCAGAACGUUUUUGCUACGCGGAAAUUGAGUAA